Molecule: messenger RNA, 1420 nt
Organism: Ceratina calcarata
Lineage: Eukaryota; Metazoa; Arthropoda; Insecta; Hymenoptera; Apidae
Gene: Dtwd2
Product: DTW domain containing 2
Exons: 5
Coding region: 465-1223 (252 amino acids)
Source: RefSeq, a predicted model, not a curated record
CCGCUACGCGCUAAGUGAGAGUUGAUACAUUCAGUAGUGGACAGAAUUGUAAGAGUGUCAGGGAAGGGUUGUUUUGGAACAGUUUUCAUUUCACUUAAUUUGCAUUUAUUGAGACUGGUACAUCAUUUUCUAUUUAAACAUAAUUAAAUACAUUGGCGAUGAUUAUUGUACGAUCGCGUGACGAUUUUUAACCCUUUUAAAUUCUUACAGUAGGGGCACGCGGUAGGGGAAGCGCGUAAAAUCACUCAUCACUUGUCAGAUUAAAAAUUCAUGUAUUUUCGCUAUUGUCUUCUCACUUGAAUUUAUUCAAGUUCUCUCGUUGUCACGCGUAGUCUAACAAAUCUACGAUUAAGAACUGAUGUACAGUAAUGUCGUUUUUAUACCACUUCGCAUCCUAUCUCGUACGCUCGCCGUUCAUUCAGUUAUUCGACAGUUGAUUUUUAUUUUCCUGAUACAUAAUCAUAAUGAACGAGGAAACUGUGUUCCAAGAAUUGUCAGAGAUACUCGCUGAUCCUCCCGAAACGAGAGAGAAGUGUUCACAAUGCAAAAGACCAGUGCCAGUGUGUUGGUGUCCGGGAUUACCGAAGCACCCUAUAAAUCCUGCGUCGAGGAUAAUAAUUUUGCAACACCCGGCUGAAGUGAAACGUUGCCUCCGAACCGCGCCUAUGCUCGCUUUAGGUUUAGGAAGUGAGAAAUGUAUAAUUUACAGAGGAAAGAAAUUUCCGCUCCCGAAACACGAGGGCUUAAUAGAAAUUUUAAAUGAUAAGAAUACUAUUUUGUUAUAUCCAUCUCCAAAUGCUGUGACACUUGACGAAUUGACUCCUGUCGGAGACAACGGUCAGAAAGCAUACAAUCUUAUAUUGCUAGAUGGAACUUGGCCACAAGCGAAGGCGAUAUAUCAUUCAAGUCCAGCACUGUGGAAUUUGCAAGCAUGUAAAUUAGUUGGUAUUCCGACCAGUGAGUACGUUAUCAGAACUCAGCCAACGGAAGGCUGUUUGUCUACUCUCGAAACAGGAGCUUUCGCGCUUUCUAUAUUAGAAGGUGAACCAGAGUUGAAGGAUAAAAUGCUUGGUCCUUUGCACUUUCUCUGCAGAUUUCAGUUAGAGAACGGUGCCGUGACUCACCAAAGUAAAGAGUUUGUGAUCAAACAGAAAACUUAUCCGAAACUUAUAGGCCGGCGAUUAGCUAGACAGUUACGUAUACUGCCAGAGGAAUCGGCGUAACGUCUUUUGCUGUAGCAUGUAAAGCAAUAAAUCGAACUGUUUAUGCUGUAGCAUGUAAAGCAAUAAAUCGAACGACGGUAUUUUGUAACAAAUGAUUUUUAUAAAUACGUUUAGGAGAACGCAGGGACAUCAAAAAGAAAAGUAGUAUUUUUAACUUAGAAUUACAUUUCUAUGAACGUUCGCGUUACUUCACGUUU